CAUUAUCGGAUUGUGUAUUGUUUGUUUUAUUUUUACUAAUAGAAAAUAUUUUAUUGUUCAGUUAGUCUUUAAUUAUUUUUGUGUAAUUUUUAGAUUCAUAAUGCAAUUUUUCCAGUUAAACAUAUUAGAUUCACCCUUAAAAUUUAUUAACGUUUAUACAUUGGUAUCAAUAUCUGUGUUGCUAUUUGUUUUGCAUCAAUUAAUUAAGAACCGACGAAUAAUUAAAUUGGGAAAUAAAAUACCUUCUGCUCAAGGACAUCUUUUGGGAUGUUUUUCACUUAUUAUCAAAGGACCAGAACAAAUAAUUCCUGAAUUUAUAAAAAUAGCUAAACUAAAUGAUUAUAAAAUAAUGAAAUCGUGGAUUUUUAAUCAAUUAUACAUUGGAGUUCUAGAGCCCGAAGAAUUAAAACAAGCACUGAAUGAUCCUAAUAUAUUCAAAAAAUCAAAAGAGUAUGAUAUACUUAAAAACUCCAUAUUUGGAAAUGGAUUAUUUACUGAAACAGAUAUGGAUGCAUGGAAAAAAUCCAGAAAAGCAAUUGUCAAAGGAAUGAGUAUUUUGAAUGUGAAACAAUUCAUUCCAAUUUUUUAUGAAGAGGCCAAGAUCCUCGGCGAGGUUAUGUUUCAAAAACGAGAUAGUCACACACAUGAGUGUGAUAUCUGUGAACCUGUCAGUAAUGCAACAAUGGAUACUUUCGGAAGAACAACUAUGGGAGAAAAUUUUAACUCUCAAAAGAAUAAUCAUCAUUUAUUUAUUGAAAAUAUAGACAUUAUUAAAGAGGUUUGGGCAUAUAGAAUCUUUAAACCAUGGUUUAGAUCUUCAACGUUAUUUUCCUUAUCUUCAAUGAAAAAGAGACAUGACAAAAGUUUGUACAUUGUACAAAGUUUCGUUGAAAAUCUAGUGAUGAAAGCAAAAAAUAAAAAAGAUAAUGAUUUGAUUGAAAUAUUAGAUAGCGCUGAUAACAAAAAUAAUAAACCAUUUGCCGAAGUAAUGUUAGAAAAUACUAACAUAAUGACUUAUAAACAGAUAUGUCAUAAUAUUAUGGGUACUAUAAUGGCUGGUCAAGAUACAUCAUUUAUUACUAAUACAUGUGUAUUAUUUAUGAUAGCUACUCAUCAGGACGUCCAAAAAAAAUUAGUAGAAGAGUUGGAUACAAUAUUUUCCGACGGUGAAAAGAAUAGACAACCAACAUAUGAAGAUUUGCAUAAAAUGGACUAUUUAGAAAUGACAAUUAAAGAAACUUUAAGAUUGUUUCCUCCGGUUCCUUUUAUAGGAAGAGAAGUUUCCAAAGAAACAACAAUAGGAAAAUAUGUAAUUCCAAAAGGUGCAACAAUUUGUAUUAUACCAAAAGCUAUUCAUUCAAAUCCAUCGUUAUAUUCGAAUCCAGAAAAAUUUAAUCCAGAUAAUUUUUUGCCCGAAGCAUGUCUCAAACGUCAUCCAUAUUCGUUUAUUUCUUUUAGUGGAGGUUACAAAAACUGUGCUGGUAUUAAAUAUGCAAUGCUUCAAGCAAAAACGGUGAUAUCUACAGUUAUAAGAUCUUAUCAUUUGUACCCUUCAGAUAAAUGCCCCACACCAGAUAAACUACGAACAGCUCUAUCAGGUGUAUUAACUUUUGUCGAUGGUUGUCCCAUAAAAAUAGAACGAAGGGAGUUGUAGUUAUAAUUUUUGUUAAGUUUUUUAUUCUAAUGUUUUUUAUUUUUUUACUAUUAAUAUACAAUUCUAAAAAAUUAUAUUAGUUUUAUGUAUUUUACUCAGUUUAAAUGAGGGACUAAUCUGUUCGAUUUAUUAAAAGUGUCGAUUUCGGUCAAGAAAUCAUAAAAAAAUUAGUUACAACCUGUUUUUUAAGUUGAUAUGUAAACGGUCCCCAAUUUUAAACAAAAAAUGUUAUUAUUGUGUAAUAUAAUCAGUUUUUCGUUUUGUUAUA
Daktulosphaira vitifoliae (grape phylloxera) is the source of this 1922-nucleotide messenger RNA. Its product is annotated as cytochrome P450 4c3-like. Gene Ontology annotation, molecular function: oxidoreductase activity, acting on paired donors, with incorporation or reduction of molecular oxygen; monooxygenase activity; heme binding. The coding region runs from base 101 to 1654 and encodes 517 amino acids. Lineage: Eukaryota; Metazoa; Arthropoda; Insecta; Hemiptera; Phylloxeridae. The transcript is spliced from 8 exons. The record is from RefSeq and is a predicted model, not a curated record.